Lodderomyces orthopsilosis Co 90-125 is the source of this 624-nucleotide messenger RNA. RefSeq lists its product as uncharacterized. The transcript has a single exon. The coding region runs from base 1 to 624 and encodes 207 amino acids. NCBI's taxonomy places the organism in Eukaryota, Fungi, Ascomycota, Pichiomycetes, Serinales, Debaryomycetaceae. Gene Ontology annotation, cellular component: mitochondrion. The record is from RefSeq and is a predicted model, not a curated record.
AUGAGCACCCUUGUUAGACCCCACAUAACCCCUCUCUUUCAUCCAUGUACGCUUAUUACCCCGAUACGAUGCAUUUCAUCUAUUACAAAGUUUGACACCAGAAAGUUUGUUCAAACUUUACAAGAGAAAGGCGGAUUUGAUGCAAAGCAAGCUGAAGCUGCUGUUACUGUUGUCAACGGUGCCAUCAACGAUGGUAUCUAUUCCAUCACAAAUAACUUAGUUACAAAAGAAACCCUUUCAUCGAUAGCGUACCAACAAAAGGUUGAUUUUGCUAAGUUGAAAGGUGAGUUGCAAACUAUGGACAAAUCUGAAUUCACUACGUUGAAGAAGGAGCAAGAGAAAUUGAGAACAGAUUUGACAAAUUUGAAAAACCGGUUGAAAGAGGAAAUCACAAAGAAUCAAGCAAGUGUUAGACUAGAUUUGAAUUUAGAAAAAGGUAGAAUCAGGGAAGAGAGCUCGAUAAAUGAGUUGAAAAUAGAGGACACUUUUAGUAGAAUUGACGAAGAGGUAGCAAAUAUGCAACUGCAAAUCAAAUCAGUCAAAACGCAGGUCUUGCAGUGGUUAAUGGGUGUUAGUACUGGUACUUUGGCAGUUCUAUUAGCUGUUGGUAGAUUUUUAUAUUAA